AUGUUCUCCCCUCUCUUGUCUCACGCUGUCCCCUCCCUCUCUCCCCUUCUCUUCCUCCUCUUCCUCCUCUCCGUCUUUGUCUCCAUAUCGGCCACCACACCACUCCCGCACCGAAAUCAGUGUUCCACGUACUACGAACUCCUCUGCUGCCGAAACUCCUUUCCCCAGAUGUCGCCCAAGAAUGGCUUUUGGGGGUAUAGAUGCCGAACCCCUAUCGGAGGGUGCCUCCAGACUGUAGAAGCGCCGUUGUGCUGUCCGCGUGGUCAACUCGACGACUGCGUCCAGCCGGGGAGUCCCCCCUUGCAAGAUUGGUGA
Molecule: messenger RNA, 315 nt
Organism: Histoplasma capsulatum G186AR
Lineage: Eukaryota; Fungi; Ascomycota; Eurotiomycetes; Onygenales; Ajellomycetaceae
Exons: 3
Coding region: 1-315 (104 amino acids)
Source: RefSeq, a predicted model, not a curated record